AUGGUAGAAUUCCAAGGACUGUUGAUAUGUGUGCCUCUUUACACAGCUGGGGUGCUAAUACUAGGUGCCUCAUUGUCUGCAAGUCUGUUUGUAUUCCAUGUAGCUGUAGUGCCACUUAUCUUCAAAUAUUCAAAGGGUUUUAGAAGAAAUCUAGUUUUUGCUAAUUUUGUACAAUGGCCGCCCAACACGGACUUCGAGGAGCCGAUCGCAUCUGGUAUCGAGGGAGCGCGCAACCUUAGCAUCGAGUACCAGUCCAAAGUAGACAAGUGCAAUGUCAAGAUUGGUAUCUGGCACAUCCUUCCAAAGACAGCGUAUGAGCGGCUGAAGGGUAACUUCGAGAGCAGCACGGACAGGGAGGAGCUGAACAAAAUACUUGAUGACGAGCUCACCAAGUCUAAGAAUCCUGUCGUACUGUACUGUCAUGGCAACUCGAACAACCGAGCAGCGUGCCACAGGAUACAGCUGUACAAGUUCUUCCAGAAAAUGGAAUUCCACACAAUCGCCUUUGAUUACAGAGGGUACGGCGACUCGACAAACAUACGUCCGACGGAGGCGGGCGUGGUGGAGGACUCGCUCGUUGUAUACGAGUGGUUGCUCAGUACGCUCGGCGGCAGUAACAAGCUGUUUGUAUGGGGACACUCGCUCGGUACAGCAAUAUCAUCUCAUCUAUUAGGCAAUCUACAAGAGCUAUCAGUGACACUACUAGAAAGAUCUACCCCACUCCCGCUACCCAGAGGUCUAAUAUUGGAAGCACCCUUCAAUAAUUUGGCUGAUGAAGUCGCUAAGCAUCCAUUGUCGAAGUUAGUGACCUGGCUCCCAUACUACGACUGGACAUUCGUGGAACCGUUCCGUAGUAAUAACGAACAAACGUUCAAAUCUGACGAGUAUCUAGUGAAAGUGAGGUCUCUGCCCGUACUCAUACUGCAUGCUAAGGAUGAUGUUAUCGUGCCUUUCGUGGUGGGAUUGAGAUUAUACAGAUCGAUAUUACAAUCUCGGAGUACAGAUGACGCUAUGAUCAAGUUGCAUGCGUUUGAAAAGAAGGAAGACCUCGGCCACAAGGGGAUCUGUACUGCUGCUGACCUACCUAACGUUUUGGGGGAAUUCGUAAAUCAACACCUACAGUGA
Messenger RNA from Spodoptera littoralis (African cotton leafworm), 1125 nucleotides. Lineage: Eukaryota; Metazoa; Arthropoda; Insecta; Lepidoptera; Noctuidae. The record is from the annotation of a GenBank genome assembly.